CGGUUAAACAAAGCGCAUAAAAUGUGAAAUAGAAAAAAAUAAAUAUUUAAGCCGCAUAUAACAUUGCAGGAAAGAUUAAAGUGAAAACCCUUCAAAUAAAAUAUUGCAUACUUUAAAGCAAAAAUACAAAGAGCGUAAAAAUUAUUCGGAAUAAAAAUAUGGAAAGAUUGUUUAGUUUAAAAAUAGUGUAAAAGGAAUAAAAAAGUGAAUUUAGGUUGUAGCCUUAAUAAUGAAAAUUUUGUGUACUGUCUGACACAGCUCACCAAAUACAUGGACGUGACACGACACCCAAGUGAACAAGGACGUGCUUUAUAUUUGCUUUAAUUUGAGGCUAGAACUCAAUGUGUGUAAUUGGAAACCAAAAAUAUAUAGUCCUCUAACUUUUAACGAAAUGAAAACUUGCAAAUGAAAUUAUAGCCGUGCAUGCAACAAUUGGAAUAUCUAAACCACGUAAAUAUUUGCAGUAAAUUAACAAACAAACAACUACAAAACCAAAAAUGACAACAAAUAAUGACCACAAUUUGUGGAAAAUGAUUUUUAUUAGAAGCACAACAAAGGCAAAGAGCUUGCAAUACAUUUUAAACAAAAUGCCGUGAAAAAAAACCUGUGGUAAUCCUAAACCAACAAACAUAAUACAACAAAAUUAAAAGAUCUAUUGUUUCAAGAAUUAACGGGUGAAGAGCUGUGAACGAGCUUUUAAAGUUGAUAUCCUCACUAACUCCCCAUCCACCACCACCAGAUAGCACCAACAUCAACAAUAGACUAAUCAUGUCUGAAAAUGUGGAUAUGGAACUGUUGGUGAAUUGCACCGUUUUGGCUGUGAAACGUUUUGACCUUGUCUCAAUUGUUAACAUAAGUCUGCUGCAUACACUUAAUCGAUCGGAGAUCAUUGGCCUACUGUCUGGCAUUAUUGACAACAAGGACAAUUUGGAUAGCAUUGACGAUGCCAAAGAUUUUCUAACAGAGUGUCUAUUUCCAUCGCCCACACGACCUUAUGAACUACCAUGGGAACAGAAGACUAUCUGGGCUUUGGUCUUUGGUUUCAUGCUGUUUGUGGCGAUUGCGGGCAAUUGCAUUGUGCUGUGGAUAGUAACAGGUCACCGCAGUAUGAGAACGGCCACAAAUUUCUUUCUGCUGAAUCUGAGCAUUGCCGAUUUGCUCAUGUCAUCCCUGAAUUGUAUUUUCAAUUUCAUAUUCAUGUUGAAUUCUGACUGGCCAUUUGGCACAAUUUAUUGCACCAUCAAUAAUUUUAUGGCAAAUGUAACGGUGUCGACAUCGGUAUUCACCCUGGUGGCCAUAUCCUUCGAUAGAUAUAUUGCCAUUGUGCAUCCUCUGAAGCGGAGGACAUCGAGGCGUAAAGUGCGCAUCAUUCUAGCGUUAAUAUGGAUCUUGAGCUGUAUCCUGUCGGCGCCAUGUCUCUUAUAUUCCAACACCAUGACAAAAAGGACAUCAGUAAGCAAACAAAAUAUAAAUGUAAGCUUUGUGGCAGAGUUAUGCUGUGUGGGCAUUUUCCAAGAACAUUAUAAGACUGCUGGUAAACUCGAAGGAAUGAAGCAUGCCUUCACUUACAACAUCAUCAUAUUGGUUAUCACCUAUGGCAUACCGAUGGUGGUCAUGUUAAUUUGCUACACUCUUAUGGGUCGUGUUUUAUGGGGUAGCCGUUCCAUAGGCGAGACAACGGAGCGCCAAAUGGAAUCGAUGAAAUCGAAACGUAAAGUUGUGCGAAUGUUUAUUGCCAUCGUAUCGAUAUUCGCAAUAUGCUGGCUCCCAUAUCAUCUCUUUUUCAUAUACGCCUAUCACAAUAACCAGGUGACUUCUGCGAAAUAUGUGCAGCACAUGUAUUUGGGCUUCUAUUGGCUGGCCAUGUCCAAUGCCAUGGUGAAUCCAAUUAUAUACUACUGGAUGAACAAAAGGUUCCGUUUGUAUUUUCAAAAGGCGAUUUGCUGUUUUUGCUUCAACGCUGGUGCCAUACAAAUUAAUUCACCAAGGAGUCGCAUGACAAUGAACAAAAACAGCUCCAAUCAUCAUAGUUCGAAAAGAAAAGUUGAAGCAAAACCCUACUGGAAACGCAGCACUAUCGAGACGCAAAUUCAAAUACCGAACUCAUCGUUGCAGGAGAAGUACGGAGCAGCAGAUCAUACGGCUAAUACUUGUCACAUGUUACACCGCAACAGCAUUCUGGGCAUGGAAAAACCUGCAACGUCCAUUGAAGACUCUCCCAUUUGUAUAUCGGUGCACAAUGGGCUGGAGCGAAAAAAAUUGCAGAUCAAAUAUAUAUCAUGUGAUGAGGACAAUAAUCCUAUAGAGUCAUAAAUUAACCCUCUGUAUAUGUAACUGCAUCCGAUCUGUAUAUAGCGAUAAGGAGUUUUAAAUUUAGUCCCUAAGCUAGACAAAAGUGCUGAAGGCAAAUGUUUUCCAUUAAGUGGGCAAGAAAGAAAUGAACUUGUAAUGAAAUUACAUCGAAUAUUUUCUACACAACAUAUUGUUAGAAUUAUGUACAUAUAUUAAAAUGAAAUCAGGAAGUAACAAAAUAAAGAAAUCUGUGCAGCUGUAAUUGAUGGUUUCCUGAGGAACUGAAUAUUUUAAGUAUUGAAAUAAGGAACUUUUGCUGAGAUUUUAACUAGAUCUUAAAAUGACAAAGGUUUUCAUUUGAGAUACCCAUAUAGAAACAUACAAACAAGGACAAAAAAAAGGAUUUCUAUUGAAAUGCUAAAGCUUUAAUUGAUUAUGGAAAAUUUGCAAACAAUUUCCAUUCCACAUAUGUUCCUCUUAUUGUACAUUAUUUGGUAGUCUUUCUGUACGAUCACCUUGCGGGGGGAUUGAUGGAUGUAUGUAUGUGUAUAUAUAUUUGAAUAUGUUGUAAUUAGUUUUCUAUAUAAACAUUGUCAACAUUUACAUUUUUUCAGAAAUAUUUAAUUUAAAGGAUUCAAUUUGAGUGAACUUUUGUAGUAGGAUUACUAUUCUGUAGUCUAUGUUGUCAUACUGUGAGUCUCCAUUU
This is a messenger RNA of Stomoxys calcitrans (stable fly), 2998 nucleotides long. RefSeq names its product tachykinin-like peptides receptor 86C (gene TkR86C). Gene Ontology annotation, molecular function: tachykinin receptor activity; neuropeptide Y receptor activity. Gene Ontology annotation, biological process: G protein-coupled receptor signaling pathway. Gene Ontology annotation, cellular component: plasma membrane. NCBI's taxonomy places the organism in Eukaryota, Metazoa, Arthropoda, Insecta, Diptera, Muscidae. Bases 769 to 2313 code for a protein of 514 amino acids. The record is from RefSeq and is a predicted model, not a curated record. The transcript is spliced from 9 exons.